This is a messenger RNA of Coffea arabica (coffee), 830 nucleotides long. The record is from RefSeq and is a predicted model, not a curated record. NCBI's taxonomy places the organism in Eukaryota, Viridiplantae, Streptophyta, Magnoliopsida, Gentianales, Rubiaceae.
GAUGACUUGUGAGUUGUCUUUUUCUAUGAACCACUAGGAGUCUUCCUCUUACCACAUAUUGGGAUCUUCUUUAAAGGGGUCUCAAGUCUCAACUCCUAUCUCAGUUAAUCCCCAUUGUUCACAAUUUGAUCAAACAAAAUUGUCGGUGGAAAACACAGCAUCACAUACUAUAUUGUUUUCUCAAGGGGAGGAAGAAAGGCACUAAUGGGGAAGUAUUUGGAGAUGUUGGAUGUAGGGGUGAGAAUAUUAGCCAGGUUUCAUUCUCACUGUCCUCAGACUGCCCGGAUGUACUACCAUCCACCCUCCAACACGGAGGAGCAAAACCAUCGCCACCACCCUCUGUUCCACCGUAUUCAUGGGGUCGAUAGCAGCAGAAGCAGCAACAUGGCAAGUCAUGGUAGAACCUCUAUGGCCAGCUGUGGUUUCGAGACUUUCAUGGAUUUUGAUACUGUUUAUUCUUCAAGACUAAUGGAAACAGUUGCGGAGAAAAAUUUUGGUCAUGUGAAAAGAAUAUCAAAGAAGAAAAAUAGGUGCGUCUGGUCGAUCUGAUUGAAGCAAUGAAAGUGGCCUUGUUGUUUUAUAUUAUUGUGUAGUGUAUGUUGCAUUUCUUUGGAUAGUUUUUAUUUGUCAAAUAAUCUACCUCUUCCCGUCACAAAACAUAUUUUUCAAUGUAUUAUAAUCACUUUUUUAUUUUACAUACAUCACAUUAUAAAAAUGUAUUACAGUAAUUAUUUUAAAUAGUUUAAUAUCCAAACACACAAUGCUUUUGCCAUAGCAAUGGGCCACCAAAAAUUUCCACAAAAUGUCGUAAUUUUGGGCGUAAUAAGCAG